AUAUCCUCCUCCUGUCCUGCAAAGCUGACAUUCACGAUGGGAUAUACACCUAGGCAGACUAACCUUCUCGUUGUUAUCUGGACACUCACUGCAGUGGCUGGUAUCUUGCUGGCAGCCCGUGUUUAUGUACGGUUACGCCUGCGACCGGGGUCCUUUGGGUGGGAUGAUUGGACCAUGCUGCUCUCCUUUGCGCUUGGAGUCGCCACUGGGGCGUUGGAGCAUUCUCUUAUCCAGCACGGAAUUGGCAGGCACCUGGAUGAUGUCGACCCGGCCGAUUUACCCGUGCUCGCCAAACUAACUCUGAUCUCCACGGCACUCAACUUACUCACCACGAUGAUGCUGAAAAUAUCUCUGUCUAUAUUCUUACUCCGCAUGGUGCAACAAGCCAAUAAAACGGUCAAACGUCUUGUUAUUCUCAACCUGAUAAUCCUUGUUCCCUUCACCAUCGCCGUCAUCAUUGUCGACCUUGUCCAAUGCAUCCCCCUACAAGGCUACUGGGACAACUCUGUCGACGCUAAAUGCCUAGACACGAACAUCGUGAACGUCCUUCUGAAGGCUGCUUCCGGCGUCGCCGCCGUGACGGACUUUAUGACCGCUGCGAUCCCUAUAUUUAUGAUUUAUAAUCUCCAGAUGCCUGCCAAGCGGAAAUACAUUCUUUACGCAAUUCUUGCGCUCGGUUUCUUUAUCGCUGGGGCUUCCAUCGCGAAGACCGUCUUGAUCGACUGGAAUCCAGAGGACUACACAUACGACAACGCCAAACUGGUCCCCUGGGCGUUCACUGAGCAGGAGGGCGGGGUUAUCGUGGGUUGUCUCGUGACGCUGAGGCCAAUUUGGCAACUCAUACAGUCGCGGAUCAAUCCAAAGAGCCCUAGUGAAUACUACGAUAUGGCCUCUGGUGGGCGGCGGGCAUUGAUACGAAGCAAACAAGAGGUGGACGAGCACGGCUUGCUCUCAGAGCCUCUGGAAAUUAGGAAGCAGACCAAAGUUGAGGUCCUGGAUGAGGCAGGAGGUUCACCAACCCAUGGAUCGGAGAACCAGUGGGAAUACAGAACACGGUAGAAGAAACCAUGCAGGCACAGUCGGAUUCAUCAUUAGAGGCAGAUCAUUUCCCUCCUCGAAAUUCUUGUAGUGAAGUACGGAGUAGACUAAGGAACCUCCCCACCUGCACGACUUACGACUAAUGACUAACUGACGAACUUCUUGGAAGUCCGCCACGGGAUUGUUACGUAUUGGACCAGGUGAGGGACCUGCAUACUGCAU
Molecule: messenger RNA, 1260 nt
Organism: Aspergillus melleus
Lineage: Eukaryota; Fungi; Ascomycota; Eurotiomycetes; Eurotiales; Aspergillaceae
Exons: 7
Coding region: 37-1059 (340 amino acids)
Source: RefSeq, a predicted model, not a curated record